Chenopodium quinoa (quinoa) is the source of this 6454-nucleotide messenger RNA. RefSeq names its product callose synthase 9-like. Gene Ontology annotation, cellular component: plasma membrane; 1,3-beta-D-glucan synthase complex. The record is from RefSeq and is a predicted model, not a curated record. Gene Ontology annotation, biological process: (1->3)-beta-D-glucan biosynthetic process. The transcript has 52 exons. The coding region runs from base 308 to 6025 and encodes 1905 amino acids. Gene Ontology annotation, molecular function: 1,3-beta-D-glucan synthase activity. NCBI's taxonomy places the organism in Eukaryota, Viridiplantae, Streptophyta, Magnoliopsida, Caryophyllales, Amaranthaceae.
AGCAUUGUUCGGGCAAAAAACUGGUUACCUUUAGUUCUUUACUAAACCUGACUUUGACGAUCAAAUCUCUUAAAAGAAAAAAAAAAGACAAAGAAACAAAAACUGUCACUUCAUCUUGCUUUUGCAUACAAUCGUGGUGUUUUCAAAUAUAUACUUUCCGUUCCGAUACCUGUAUAUUCAUUUCCCGAUCUUAGGGUUUAAGCUUAACUUUCACACUCUUCUCCUCUUUUAGUAUAUAUCAAAAUGAAUUUCGACCAAUUUUGAAGCUCUAUAACUCAAUUUUUCAACAGAUUUAGUUUCAGAGGAAAUGUCUCGAGCCGAGGAGCUAUGGGAGAGGUUGGUUAGGGCAGCUUUGAGAAGUGCAAGGAGUGGUGCAUAUGCUCAUGGGAGACACACAACUGGGAUUGCGGGCAAUGUGCCGUCUUCGCUUGGUAAUAGUAGACUUAUUGAUGAUAUACUCAGAACUGCUGAUGAAAUUCAAGCUGAAGAUCCUAAUGUUGCUCGAAUACUUUGUGAGCAUGCAUAUUCCAUGGCUCAGAAUCUCGAUCCUAAUAGUGAGGGAAGAGGUGUUAUGCAAUUCAAGACUGGUUUAAUGUCUGUGAUCAAGCAAAAAUUAGCAAAGAGAGAAGUUGGAAGUAUAGAUAGAAGCCAAGAUAUUGCUCGUUUGCAGGAAUUCUACCGGAAAUAUAGACAGAUGAAUAAUGUGGAUCAGCUAUUGGAAGACGAAAUGAAGCUCCGGGAAUCGGGAGCUUUUACUGGGAAUCUUGGAGAGUUGGAAAGGAAAACUAAAAAAAGAAAACGGAUUUUUGCUACUCUAAAAGUGUUGGGUGAAGUGCUUGAACAAAUGACUAGUGAGGUUUCUCCCGAAGAAGCUGAAACAUUGAUUCCAGAAGAGCUUAAGCGGGUUAUGGAGUCAGAUGCAGCUAUGACUGAGGAUUUGAUUGGUUACAAUAUUAUUCCGCUGGAUACUACUAGCACAUCAAACAGGAUCGUUAAUUUCCCUGAGGUGAAAGCAGCUGUGUCUGCUUUGAAAGACAUUCAAGGUCUACCAGAAUUGCCAGUUGAUUUUGUGUCUCCUGUCAGAGGCCGUGAUAUGCUUGACUUUCUGCAAUAUGUUUUUGGGUUUCAGAAGGACAAUGUUUCCAAUCAGCGGGAGCAUAUAAUUCUUCUCCUUGUAAAUGAGCAAUCUCGGCUUCGAAUUCCUGAAGAAAUUGAUCCGAAAUUGGACGAGGCUGCUGUACAGACCGUGUUUUUGAAGUCCCUGGACAACUAUAUCAAAUGGUGUAAUUACUUGAAUCUUCAGCCAGUUUGGAGCAAUUUGGAGUCCCUUCGCAAGGAUAAGAAGUUGUUGUUUGUGUCAUUGUAUUACCUAAUUUGGGGUGAAGCUGCAAAUGUUCGCUUCCUUCCAGAGUGUUUAUGCUACAUAUUUCAUCAUAUGGCCAGAGAAAUGGGUGAGAUACUGAGGCAGCAAGAUUUGAAGCAAGCUGAUAGCUGCAGAAUUGGUGAUAGCGUCUCGUUCUUGGAGAGGGUGAUAUCUCCUUUAUAUGAUGUGGUUGCAGCGGAGGCUUCUAACAACAACAAUGGACGAGCACCUCACUCUAAGUGGAGGAAUUAUGAUGAUUUCAAUGAAUAUUUUUGGUCAAUUCAUUGCUUUGAGCUUAGCUGGCCUUGGCGUUUAAGCUCAGCAUUUUUUUUGAAGCCUGAAACCAAGUCCAAAAAUUUGUUGAGGUCUGGUGGAGGAAAGCGUCAGGGAAAAACAUCCUUUGUUGAACAUCGUACUUUCUGGCAUUUGUACCAUAGUUUCCAUCGCCUCUGGAUAUUCCUUGUCAUGAUGUUUCAGGCUAUGAUUAUUAUUGGUUUUAAUGGUGGGCGUAUUGAUUCAACAACUGUCAAACAAGUUCUUAGUCUUGGGCCAACAUUUGUUGUUAUGAAAUUGAUCGAGAGUGUUUUGGACAUUCUCAUGAUGUAUGGGGCAUAUUCAAAAACACGUCACUCAGCUGUUUCUAGAGUAUUUCUUCGAUUUUUGUGGUUUGCUUGUGCUUCAGCUGUCAUAACAUUCCUUUAUGUGAAGUCUCUUCAAGGGGAGGAAACUAUUUACAGAAUCUAUGUCAUUUUGAUUGGCAUAUAUGCUGGUUUCCAGCUCUUCAUUAGUUUUCUCAUGAGGAUACCAGCCUGCCAUCGGCUUGCUGAUCAAGGUGAUCGCUUUGCUGUUAUCAGCUUUCUCAAAUGGAUGCGUCAGGAACGACAUUAUGUUGGCCGUGGAAUGUAUGAGAGGACAUCCGACUUUGCUAAGUAUAUGUUUUUCUGGCUUAUUGUCUUAGCUGGAAAAUUUUCAUUCGGGUAUUUUGUCCAGAUCCGGCCGUUGGUUAAGCCCACAAGGAUCAUAGUCAAUGCGAACAAUAUACGAUAUUCUUGGCAUGAUUUUGUAUCACAAAAUAACCACAAUGCUAUAACAGUCCUCAGUGUAUGGGCACCUGUAUUUUGUAUAUAUCUAUUGGACAUCUAUGUGUUUUAUACCGUAGUAUCUGCUAUUUGGGGAUUUUUGUUGGGGGCAAGAGAUAGGCUUGGGGAGAUAAGAUCAUUGGAAGCCCUUCACCAGCUAUUUGAGCAGUUUCCAAGAGCAUUUAUAGAUAAACUUUAUGCUUUACCUUAUAAAAGGGUCCCGGAGCAUGCAGCUGGUCAGGUUGUUGAAUCAAGCAAGGAAGAUGCGGCUAGAUUUUCACCCUUCUGGAAUGAAAUUAUAAGAAAUCUACGUGAAGAAGAUUACGUCACCAACUUGGAAAUGGAGUUGCUUCUCAUGCCUAAAAAUAGUGGAAGUUUGCCCUUGGUUCAAUGGCCUCUCUUUCUUCUUGCUAGCAAGAUAUUUCUUGCACGAGAUAUUGCAGCAGAAAGUAAAGAUUCCCAAGAUGAGCUUUGGGAAAGGAUCUGGAGAGACGAGUAUAUGAAAUAUGCUGUUGUGGAGUGCUAUCAUUCCAUAAAGCUUAUUCUGAUGGAAAUCCUGGAGGAGCAUGGAAAAAAAUGGGUGGAGAAGGUGUAUGAGGAUAUCGAAGCAUCUAUAGCCAAGAAGUCCUUUCAUAUUGACAUUGAAUUGAGCAAGUUGUCUCUGGUUAUUCAGAAAGUCACAGCCCUUAUGGGAGUGUUGAAAGGUUCUGGGACAGCAGAUCUUGAGAAGGGUGCUGUUAAAGCCAUUCAAGAUCUCUACGAUGUCAUACAUUAUGAUGUACUUGUAGUGAACAUGGGGGACCAUAUGCAGACAUGGAGUGUGCUGUCAAAAGCUAGGGCGGAAGGUAGUUUAUUUUCGAAGUUGAAGUGGCCUAAAGAUCCCGAAGUGAAAGCCCAAAUCAAAAGGCUGUAUUCACUUUUGACAAUCAAAGAUUCUGCAUCAAGCAUACCAAAAAAUCUUGAGGCUCGAAGAAGACUCCAAUUUUUUACAAAUUCCUUGUUUAUGGACAUACCUGCAGGAAAAGUUGUGCGUGAGAUGAUGUCCUUCAGCGUAUUUACUCCUUACUAUUCGGAGACGGUGCUAUACAGUUUGAAUGAACUGCGGAAGAAAAACGAGGAUGGAAUAUCACUUUUGUUUUACCUUCAGAAAAUAUAUCCAGAUGAAUGGAAGAAUUUUCUUGCUCGAAUUGGGCGUGAUGAAAAUGCACAGGAAACAGACCUCUUUGAUAGUCCUAAUGAUAUUGAGGAACUCCGUUUUUGGGCAUCUUACCGUGGGCAAACAUUAGCAAGAACUGUUCGUGGAAUGAUGUACUACCGUAAAGCCCUCAUGCUCCAGACCUAUUUGGAGAGGAUUGCUUCUGGAGAUCUGGAGGUUCCAAUAUCAGGCAACGAUGUACUUAAUGUCCAGGGUUUUGAGCUAUCUCCUGAAGCACGUGCUCAGGCUGAUUUAAAGUUCACAUAUGUAGUUACAUGCCAAAUAUAUGGAAAACAGAAAGAAGAGGGAAAGCCUGAGGCUGCGGAUAUUUCUUUGCUCAUGCAAAGAAAUGAAGCUCUUCGGAUUGCUUUUAUUGAUGUUGUUGAAACUAUGAAGGAUGGGAAAGUGCAGACCGAGUACUUCUCCAAACUUGUAAAGGCUGACAUCAAUGGACAAGAUAAGGAAAUCUACUCUGUUAAGUUACCAGGAAAUCCUAAACUUGGUGAAGGAAAGCCCGAGAAUCAAAAUCACGCUGUUAUCUUUACUCGUGGACAAGCAGUACAGACUAUUGAUAUGAAUCAGGAUAAUUAUUUUGAAGAGGCUUUGAAGAUGAGAAACCUUCUCGAAGAAUUCAAUCUUGAUCAUGGACUUCGUGCCCCCACUAUUCUUGGUGUCAGAGAACAUGUAUUUACCGGAAGUGUUUCUUCAUUAGCUUCAUUUAUGUCCAAUCAAGAAGCCAGCUUUGUAACUCUUGGACAACGAGUUCUUGCUAAUCCGUUGAAGGUUCGAAUGCAUUAUGGACAUCCAGACGUUUUUGAUAGAGUUUUCCAUAUAACACGUGGUGGUAUAAGCAAGGCCUCUCGUGUUAUAAACAUUAGUGAAGACAUAUUUUCUGGAUUCAACUCAACUUUAAGACAGGGGAACAUUACCCAUCAUGAGUACAUUCAGGUUGGUAAAGGACGGGAUGUGGGGCUCAACCAGAUUGCACUAUUUGAAGGAAAAGUUGCUGGUGGAAAUGGUGAACAAGUUCUUAGUAGGGAUGUUUACCGGCUAGGGCAGCUUUUUGAUUUCUUCAGAAUGAUGUCAUUCUUCUACACAACUGUUGGAUACUACUUUUGUACCAUGUUGACGGUGCUGACAGUAUAUAUAUUUCUUUACGGUAAAACAUAUCUGGCGUUGUCAGGUGUUGGUGAGACAAUCCAAGAUCAAGCUCGUAUCUCGCAGAAUACUGCACUUGGUGCAGCCCUUAAUACCCAGUUCCUUAUUCAGAUUGGAAUCUUUACUGCUAUCCCAAUGAUUCUUGGAUUCAUUCUGGAACAAGGGUUUUUUAGGGCCAUUGUGAAUUUUAUCACUAUGCAAUUUCAACUUUGUUCUGUCUUUUUUACCUUUUCUUUGGGAACAAGAACACAUUAUUUUGGUCGGACAAUUCUCCAUGGCGGUGCACGGUACCAAGCAACUGGGAGGGGUUUUGUUGUCCGUCAUAUAAAAUUCAGUGAAAACUACCGGCUCUACUCUCGGAGUCAUUUUGUCAAAGGGCUUGAGGUUGUCCUUUUGUUGAUAGUAUUUCUUGCAUAUGGCUAUAAUGAUGGUGGUGCGAUAGGCUACAUUCUUCUCUCAGUCAGCAGUUGGUUUAUGGCCCUUUCAUGGCUCUUUGCUCCCUACCUGUUCAAUCCAUCUGGUUUCGAGUGGCAGAAGAUUGUGGAGGACUUUCGGGAUUGGACCAAUUGGCUUCUUUAUAGAGGUGGUAUUGGAGUUAAGGGCGAGGAAAGUUGGGAAGCUUGGUGGGAAGAGGAAUUGGGGCAUAUUCGGACUUUUGGUGGGAGGAUAGCAGAGACAAUUUUAAGCCUGAGGUUCAUCGUCUUCCAGUAUGGUAUUGUAUAUAAGCUACAAGUACAAGGGACCAAUACAUCAUUAGCGAUAUAUGGCUUUUCGUGGGCUGCUCUGGCUGGCCUUAUAAUCCUUUUCAAGGUUUUCACUUUCAGCCAGAAGGCAUCGGUGAACUUUCAACUGAUAUUGCGCUUUGUCCAAGGGCUUACAUUCUUGAUUGUGUUAGCUGGUAUAGCUGUGGCUAUUGUACUUACAGAUCUAUCUGUUUCUGACAUAUUUGCCUGUAUCUUAGCCUUUAUUCCAACUGGUUGGAUGAUUCUUUCGAUUGCAAUAGCCUGGAAACCGUAUGUCAAGAAGCUGGGGCUGUGGAAGUCCAUCCGGUCACUUGCACGUCUUUAUGAUGCUGGAAUGGGCAUGCUUAUUUUCAUUCCUAUCGCAUUUUUCUCGUGGUUUCCCUUCGUGUCCACAUUCCAAACAAGGCUCAUGUUCAACCAAGCAUUCAGCCGAGGGUUAGAGAUAUCCCUUAUCCUUGCCGGAAACAACCCCAACACUGCACUAUAAUUUUCAGUCGUUGCUCUUGUGAUUGUAUGUUAAGGCAUCCCCUUGUCAUUUUUUUACUGUCUAGGGUAUAGCCGUUGUGUUUUACACUUGUUUGAGAGGAUUGGGGCACUGAGCUUUCCCCUCGUGGCAGUCGUGCCUGUACAUUUUGCCAGAUCUAAUUAGCCGGUUGUAAUUUUGUUAGGACUGUAAUUUGUAAACUUGGUUUCUUGUAGAAAAUAUAACGUAGGAAAUUUUGUUGCUAGUACUGCAUAUUCCUCUACUGAAGCAACCUGCGAUUCUAUUGCUAUCCUAUAGAUAUCUUCAAGGCGGAUUAUAACCAAUUCUUGUAGAAAACAUUUUAUUCCAAUUUUUAUUGGGUUUUUGGCCUAUGAAUGCACUUUGUAUUAAAAUCUUGGUGAAAUUUAUAAAGGGUUAUUAUAUUAAACAAAA